Molecule: messenger RNA, 2992 nt
Organism: Lathyrus oleraceus (garden pea)
Lineage: Eukaryota; Viridiplantae; Streptophyta; Magnoliopsida; Fabales; Fabaceae
Product: putative potassium transporter 12
Exons: 8
Coding region: 238-2841 (867 amino acids)
Biological process (GO): potassium ion transmembrane transport
Cellular component (GO): membrane
Molecular function (GO): potassium ion transmembrane transporter activity
Source: RefSeq, a predicted model, not a curated record
UGACCUGACCCUGUCUUUGAAAGAACAGGUUUUUGGCAUGUUUCAAUCGUGACAUCAAUACUAACCUAUCUUCUCUACUUCAAACUCCAAUGGUCUAUUUUCAAAGAAAAAAUUAGGAUGAACUUUCAUCUCAAAAACCAUCAAAACUUGUUGAUAAAGUUUCAUACUUUCAAAAGCUGAUUCAAUUUUCACAACUGGGUUUUUGAUUUUUGAUUUAUUUCUUGUUUGUGUGAAAGAAUGGCGUUGGAUAGGAUUGAAGAGGGAAGCGCGAGAUUGUUGGGAAGCACCAGUGGUGGAAGUAGUGAGUCUAGGUGGGUUGAUGGAAGUGAAGUUGACUGGGAUGAAGCUCCUCCUUGGUCUACUAAGAGCCAUGGAAGUGAUGGUAGAGAAGGGUAUGGUUCAAUUAGGAGGAGGCUUGUUAAGAAACCUAAAAGGGUUGAUUCUUUUGAUGUUGAAGCUAUGGAGAUUUCUGCAACUCAUGAUCAACACUCCAAGGAGCUUUCCCUCUGGCCUACCAUUGCAUUGGCAUUUCAAACUCUUGGUGUGGUAUAUGGUGACAUGGGAACAAGUCCUCUUUAUGUUUUUGCCGAUGUCUUCAGCAAGGUUCCUAUUAACUCAGACGAUGAUGUCUUGGGGGCGUUAUCAUUAGUAAUGUACACGAUAGCGCUUAUUCCGUUAGCAAAAUAUGUUUUCAUAGUUCUCAAAGCUAAUGAUAAUGGAGAAGGAGGAACUUUUGCACUAUACUCGCUGAUUUGUAGGUAUGCGGAUGUGAAUCUGCUUCCGAAUCGCCAACAAGCUGAUGAACAAAUCUCUAGUUUUAAGCUCAAACUUCCAACUCCAGAACUCAAAAGGGCUUUAAAAAUAAAAGAGACUUUGGAAAGGACGUCGAUUUUGAAGAACGUGUUGUUAGUGUUGGUUCUUAUCGGAACUUCCAUGAUUAUCGGAGAUGGUAUUCUAACUCCAGCAAUAUCAGUGAUGUCGGCCAUCAGCGGUCUACAGGAUCAAAUAAACGGAUUCGGUACAAGUGAGGUGGUUAGUAUAUCGAUUCUAGUCCUGGUGGCUUUGUUCAGCAUUCAACGAUUCGGUACCGCUAAAGUGGGUUUCAUGUUUGCCCCUGUACUUGCUUUAUGGUUCUUUUCUCUCGGUUCUAUUGGACUAUAUAAUAUGCUUAGAUAUGAUAUUACUGUUGUGAGAGCACUCAACCCGGCAUAUAUCUAUUAUUUCUUCAAGAACAACGGAAAAAGCGCAUGGUCUGCUCUUGGUGGUUGCGUUCUUUGUAUUACAGGCGCGGAAGCAAUGUUUGCAGAUCUAGGACAUUUUACUGUACCGUCAAUACAGGUUAGUGAAUCCUCGAAUAAAUAUAUAAAAAUAUUUGAAUUUCUUCGCUUUCUUAAAUCUCAUGCACGAUUGCUCAUCCAGAUCGCUUUCACUUUCGUGGUAUUUCCAUGUCUCCUUCUCGCCUAUAUGGGACAAGCUGCUUUUCUGAUGAAAAACCCCGCUUCUUAUUCAAGUGUAUUCUACAAAUCUGUUCCAGAGAGUCUCUUCUGGCCGGUGUUUGUUAUAGCGACACUUGGUGCUAUGAUUGCAAGCCAAGCAAUGAUAUCUGCUACGUUUUCGUGCGUUAAGCAAUCAAUGGCUUUGGGAUGCUUCCCCAGGCUCAAGAUAAUUCAUACCUCAAAAAAGUUCAUGGGUCAAAUUUACAUCCCCGUCAUUAAUUGGUUUCUGAUGAUCAUGUGCAUCAUCGUCGUUUCCAUUUUCAAAAGCACCACCGAUAUCGCAAAUGCAUAUGGCAUUGCUGAAGUCGGUGUUAUGAUGGUUAGCACCACAUUAGUGACACUAGUUAUGCUUUUAAUUUGGCAAACAAACUUGUUUCUCGCAUUUUGCUUCCUACUUGUGUUCGGUUCUGUGGAGCUUAUUUACAUGUCUUCGGUCCUAUCGAAAAUCUUUGAAGGCGGAUGGCUUCCACUCGCCUUCGCUACCUUUUUCCUCUCCGUGAUGUACACGUGGAACUACGGAAGUGUAUUGAAGUACCGAAGGGAAGUCAGAGAAAAAAUUUCAAUGGACUUAAUGCUCGAUCUUAGUUCCAAUCUCGGAACAGUAAGAGUUCCAGGAAUAGGUUUGUUGUAUAACGAGCUUGUCCAAGGUAUUCCCUCGAUUUUUCUGCAGUUCCUUCUAAGUCUUCCGGCUCUUCACUCUACCAUAGUUUUCGUCUGCAUUAAAUACGUUCCGAUUCCUGUGGUUCCUCAAGAAGAAAGAUUUUUAUUCCGAAGAGUUUGUCCAAAAGAUUACCAUAUGUUCCGCUGCGUUGCUCGGUACGGUUACAAAGACAGCCGCAAAGAAGAUCACCGUGCAUUCGAGCAACUUCUCAUCGAAAGCCUCGAGAAAUUCUUGAGAAAGGAAGCGCUAGAAGCUGCGUUGGAGGAUAACUUUACCGACGACUUGGACAGCAUCUCGGUGGAUACAAGAAACUCUGAUCUUACGCCUGGCACUGCGGUGGAAGAGCUUAGGAUUCCACUAAUGCAAGGUCAGAAUUUGGAAGAAAGAGGAGCUACGACCUCACGUGAAGCUGCAUCGACAGUACUACCGUCUAGUUACAUGUCGUUGGAUGAUGAUCCUAGUCUUGAAUACGAGCUUUCAGCUCUUCGAGAAGCAAUGGAUUCGGGAUUCACUUAUUUGCUCGGCCAUGGAGAUGUGAGGGCAAAGAAGGACUCAUUUUUCUUUAAGAAAUUGAUGAUAAACUAUUUCUAUGCAUUUCUGAGAAAGAAUUGCAGAGGAGGUACUGCAAAUAUGAAAGUACCUCACACCAAUAUCAUUCAAGUGGGGAUGACAUAUAUGGUUUGAACUAUGAAUGAAUGAGCCAUGCAAUGUAAUCUCAGUUUAAAACAACACAUUGUUAUUGUUAUUGUUGUUGAUGUUUUUCUUUCUGUUAACAAUGAUUGGAAAUAUUGUUGGAGUUAUGUUGGCUUAAAUAUUUAUUUUGGUCUUUAGAGCA